CGCUCCGCCGGUACUGCCUUUAAAAUGCCACCGCCAUGCUCGGUAUUCUUUACGAAGUGAACAUGUAGGUGAUGCUGCGUAUAAUAAUCAGAACAUAGCGCAGUAUUAUAAGUAUGAACGAACUUGUUCAGAAAACAUUCGCAUUUGAGAACCAGGAGGACAGGCGUGCUUUGCGAGUGUCAGUGGCAGAGGUUGUUGAUCCUCAGUAUGGGAUGUACGUCUGGCCUGCAGCAGUGGUGUUGGCACAGUACGUUUGGACUGCACAGGAGACACUACAGAAUAAAAGCAUACUAGAGCUUGGUGCUGGUGCCAGUUUGCCAGGCAUAGUGGCAGCUAAGUGUGGAGCUCAUGUGAUUCUGUCGGACAGUGCUGAACUUCCUCAGUGUCUGAAGAACAGCAAGCGAUCCUGUGAACUUAACCAUCUGCCUGAUGUUCCUGUACUCCCGCUUACCUGGGGAGAGAUCUCACCAGAGCUUACAGCUCUACUACCUGUAGAUAUUAUUCUGGGAUCAGAUGUUUUCUAUGAACCAGAAGAUUUUGAAGAUGUCCUUGUGACAGUUUCCUUUCUUCUUAGACGAAACCCAUCUGGACAAUUCUGGACCACAUAUCAAGAGAGAAGCACUGACUGGUCUAUAGAAGCUUUGUUGCACAAAUGGAACCUGCAGUGUUCUCAUGUUCCCCUGGACUCAUUUCAUGCAAACAAAAAACACCUUGCUGGAUCCACUUUACCUGGGAAUCAUACAAUACAAAUGCUAAUCAUAACACAUAAGAACUAACAGCUGCACCAUGCUUCCUCUGAUGUGUGUACAAGAACAGCCUGAAAGAAAUGUCUCAUCUAAUCUUUUAUAAGGACAGUAAAAGCUUUUGGCUGUCCAUUAAACAAGGGAUAAAAAUGCAAAAAGCUGUACGUGGCUCAUUGUCUAGAAACUUUGUCCAUAAAGGCGACCCGGCUGGCCUUUUUGCAGAGCUGAGAUUCGAACUCACAAGCUUGAGACAUCUGAAUCAAUAACCUAACAUUUUGUGGAAUAUGGACAUAUUUGCUGCACUGCACUGGGAACAGUCACAGAAUAAGGAGUGGGAUUAGGGGGACUCAUGAUGACCAAAGGUUAUGUAGCAGCUUAUCAAUGCUGCACUGUUACCCAUUCGUUAAGCUUUAGUUUUACCUUUAAAAAAACAAGCUGAAGACCAGAGACUCCAUCUUAAUAUUACUGUACCAGCAUUACAAAAUAAUCACACAACUAAGCAUUGAUGGUGUAUAAUAUAGAAGGUUGGACCCCUAUUUCAGCUUUCAACACACUCCUGACUCGAGGCCGAUUUCUUCAUCCAAGCAGCAGAGUUGAAAGUCCACCCGCACAUCUGUACUAAUCAAUCACUGCAGAUGUGGUUAGAGAUUGAAUCACUUCUAGUUCGGACAGCGGCUUUUCCAAAUUCCCUUGGCCCUCCUCCUGAAGUGCACUUUAGACCGAAGAGAGACAAAUUACACCUGUACAAAUGGCAGCGUAAUGCAGCCUUGAGGCUUACUUCUGUUGUAUUUAAUUAAUAAAGGUUUUGUUUGUAUAUUUUACAUAAACGUGUGAGUAAA
Molecule: messenger RNA, 1582 nt
Organism: Trichomycterus rosablanca
Lineage: Eukaryota; Metazoa; Chordata; Actinopteri; Siluriformes; Trichomycteridae
Gene: mettl23
Product: methyltransferase 23, arginine
Exons: 5
Coding region: 114-776 (220 amino acids)
Cellular component (GO): nucleus; cytoplasm
Source: RefSeq, a predicted model, not a curated record